UUUGUUUAUUUUUCUUAAGGAUGUUGGCAGACUGCGGCUGAGGCUGUGUCUCAGACUUCUGUCUGCCAGGCAGCGGAAAGCACCCCCACCUCAGGCAGCAGGUGGACGGAGAUUGACUUUCCUUUUGCUCCCCUCUCUGCUUUAUGCCUAUCUCCCAGGUCUGCGGUGCCGAAGCGGGGUGGGGGAGAGCUGUCUUUUGUGUGCUUGUGUGUUUUAAGCAGCCCCGGGUGGUGUGUGUAACUGCCAGGAUACCAAAAGUCAUUUGAAAGUGUUACUGUUGUUAAAGCUUAUCUUUUUAGCGUGCUUUCUCCCUGCCCAGAAAGAAUAGGUACGUGGACAAAGUCUUUCAAGUCCGAUGUUAAAUACUCUCAUAAAGUAGAAUGAGCCUGUCAUUGUACCAGACAUGUGCCAGAUGUCCUAGUUAUUACUUGGAUGGAGAAGGAAAAUCUCAAGUACGUGAGAGGUAACUGUUUGUUUCUGUUGGAUGCAAGAUGCAAGCAGUCGGCUCUCUGAAGAGUUUCUUGCAAGAACUUCUGAGUAUUUUCAGAAUGGAAUGGGCUGUGUGUGGUGAGCAGGGAAGAGGGGAGCAUUCAGGUUAACCUGUGCAUAUGCUACAACGUGGACUUGUUUAUAUAAUGGUAAAAUAGGGGAAGGUAAGGCCCGAGGCUUGAUGUUGCAGGAAGAUACUGAGAAUUCAAUGUAAGCACUAUGGCUGGAUGAUUCAAACUUAACUUUUAAAGUUUUUCUUGAAGCAGGCUCCUUCUUGUGUGCCAUAGAAAUAGAUUACAGGGCGAAUGGUUUUCUCGGUUGGUUUUGCUGUUUGGGUGGUGAUCAUUGUUUCACGAAAAUGCGAUAGCCUGUGUAUUUGCUCUUUAGCCUUAACACAUUCAAGUCCCUCCCCCGAUACUUUUCCUUGGAUUCUUUGGAAGUUCUUUCAUGUCAUCUAUGGAUAUGUCCAUUCGCUCUAUUUUUAAUGGGGAUUAUCUGCGCUGGGUACUUACUGAUAUUUUUUAUGUGUCCAUUAUGCAGAAUUCUGUUUAGUUUAAUCACCACCUUGUGGGAAAAAAAAAGUCAUGCAUACGUAACAUGCAUCUUUGUUCUCACUUUAUUCAUUUCCUAGCAUGGUUCCUCUGUAAGGAGCCCUUGCAAUCUUAAAACAUAAGCUAGCUGCCAGGGUUGCUCUUUAUUUGUUCAAAGUGCAAAUAGGCCUUUUUCAUGAAUUUCUUGUAUCAGUUAAGGGAUUGUCUUAUAUUUUCUAAUAUAAGGAAUUUUUAGGUUUAGGAUUAACAAAGAAAUUAUAAAAUGUUAGUGGUUUUAUGAUAUGAAGAUGGAUUGUGUGUGACAUGUUAUUAUAAUUGGAUUCUAAUUAAGUACCUGUAUAAACUGGAAAGGACAUAUACGUGAGGAAUUUCUCAAACCUAACCGCCUAGUGUACUCUAAUGCUUCAAAGAACAUUUAGAGUGUUUCAGUGUUCCACGAAAAGAAAAAAAGCGUAAGUGUUUUGCCUUGAGAUCAUUUAUUUAGUAAUUUGGUGAAUUACUGCUUUUUAAGUAAGUACAAGUGAAUAUUUUUGGCAUGUCUCAGAAAAUACUCUGUGCUCAUUGUGCAGGUGGAAAAUGUGUGGAAUUUCUGAUAGGAUGGAGGUAUUUUCAGUGAAAUGGCUGUGAUUUGAGGACUCUCUUAUGAUCGGAAAAUUUGAAGCCUGAUAUAAGAUUUGACAAUACAAUCUUAGUUAAUUGAAGUAUUAACUUGUAUCAAGUGGGUUCUUCAGGCUAAACAUAAAACGCUUUCUUAACCCUUACAAUAAGCAGAAACAUCUCCGAAGGGCAAGUUGCUAAUUAGCAGAAAUGAACUCUUGAAUACAGUGAGGAGGGCAGCUUAGUGAUUUGGUGGUGUUGGAGGAGAGUCCCUCCAUCUAACCAUCUGAUCUUUUCUUCCCCCCUUGAAUGACUGAAUUUUAGGUGGAUUUAUAAUGUUCUUUGUUAGUGAUAUUCCACUUGAAAUUUCAUAACCAGGUUGGCCCAAGUAAGUUAGAGGCCCAUUCAAAGCCGGUUUUCUAUAGGAAAUAAAGCGUAGGCUUGAGAAAUUUCUUCAAAUAAUUUCAUCAACAAAGACAGAUAAUCUAAGGGAUCCAAACAGGAAACCAUGCCAACCUUACACUCCCCCUGUCUCAUAAAAGAUUUGUCUGAACUGUUUGGAUAAUUACCAUAAUGAACACUUCUUUGUCCAGAAUCUGGACUCCAGAUAGAUACAGUAAAAGUUGAGCUCCCCUCCCCCAAAUAACUUCUUUAUUAAAGUAGAGCACUUAACCACUUUCUCCUUCACACACUGCAGUGUUCCUUUGAAAUUCUUCACUGAAAAUUCUUUUCUAACACAAAGCCACCAGGUUCCUUAGGAGUCCCCAUGUUAGAUCGUCUGACAUUCUUCAGAUGAUUCAGAUCUUAAUGAAUCUUUUGGAGUAGUUACAAUCUGACUUGAUUAUACCCGGAUGUGUGUUCUUAUCUUUUUCUGGGAGGAAUCUGCUCUGUCAAGAUACUCAUUGUAUAAGAAUUAGUAAAGCAUUUGUAUACCAAAUGUAUGGCAAAAUAUUUAAAAAUAGAACUAUUCUGUCUAGGUUUUCAUCCCAAUCACAGAGGAGUUUAUAGGAAUACAAUAUGUGUAAUCCAAACGACGAUCUGUUUGGGUUCAAAUUCUAUACCAGUAAUUUUUUCUGCAGACUUGCUGAUAUAGGUGUUCACAAGUUCUGAUCAAAAGGUUUCAUAUUGCCUGGUUAAACUCAAAAUUAAUGUUAAGAUUAAAAUAUAAUAAGAGUCGAUAAUAAUUGUAGUUGAAACCUUGUGGCUUAGUACAGAUGUUGAGAAAUAAGGGAAUUUCUAAGCAUCUUAAUGGACAGGAUGGUAUCAGUGGUAAAGUCAGUGCAUAGCAGUCUCUAAAUUCCGAAUUAGGAAAUCCAUGGAAGCGCCUUUAAGAGUGUUUUUGAGUGAUUUAAUUUCUAUUAGCGUCACAUAACAAUGCAUUUUCUCGAGUGGUGUAUGUGUUCACAUAGAGAUCUUGUUUAUGAAUCAAGAUGCUAAUGAAGUAUUACGUCAAGCAGUUAUAAUGGCUUCAUCUCUGUUGCCUCCAUGGGUUAUGGUCCCCAUGUGUACUACUACGAUACCUUUAGUUCUAAGUUUUAGUUUUAGGUCUUAGCUCUAUGGAGAGAUGUAGUGACUUGUGCCUAUUAAUAGAAUGCCUUGUCUUAGUGUGGAAUAUACAAUUUUUCCUGUUUGUGUUGUCUUGUUGGUUACAUCUCAGCUGAACAUUUUAUAAGACCUAAAAGUGUUUAAAUUCUCUUAGCCUAAAACAGAUAACAGAUCGUUACCUAAUCUAAAAAUGAUGACUGGUUAAAAGAGGAUUGCAAGAAUCAGUUUAGUUUGGUGAAUUUGAAGGAAGUAACAGGAUGUUCUCUUCUUGAAAGACCCAACAAGGAUGUUUAAUUCACACUUAACCAUCCACCAAAGAUGAGAGUAUCGUGUCUUUGCACCUUAGGAAGAGCACAGCCCUCUUCUUGGCUUGGGUAUGAGGCAGGGAUGCAGCUGUUGAUACCUAGGCUGGCUGAGAGGAAGUGCAGUGGACACAGAGGUAAAUGGCAGUUGGGAAAGGAAGGAUGCCUGGGCAUGACCUUGUGCUCAUCCCUUACACCAGCCUGUCAUUUCUGAGCCUCAGUUGCAGAAAUGCUCUUCCCCUGGGUAGGAGGAUGGGUAGGAGAAAAAUCUAGAUUAAGAUGAAUAGAGGAAGAAAAAGACUGCAGAAAGUUUGUUCAAGGUUUUGAUUGGAGACUUGUGUGUUUUUCAGGUGAUAUUAAAGAGAAAAGGAUUUGCCCACAAAAAGAAAAAAAGGGUCCCGGGAUUCUUGAGCUGUGCCCAGCUGACGAGCUUUUGAAGAUGGCACAGUAGCUGUCCAGUGAUGCCUGACCAUGACAGCACAGCCCUCUUAAGCCGGCAGACCAAGAGGAGAAGAGUUGACAUUGGAGUGAAAAGGACGGUAGGGACAGCAUCUGCAUUUUUUGCUAAGGCAAGAGCGACGUUUUUUAGUGCCAUGAAUCCCCAAGGUUCUGAGCAGGAUGUUGAAUAUUCCGUGGUUCAGCAUGCAGAUGGGGAAAAGUCAAACGUACUCCGCAAGCUGCUGAAGAGGGCGAACUCGUAUGAAGAUGCCAUGAUGCCUUUUCCAGGAGCAACCAUAAUUUCCCAGCUGUUGAAAAAUAACAUGAACAAAAAUGGUGGCACGGAGCCCAGUUUCCAAGCCAGCGGUCUCUCUAGUACAGGCUCCGAAGUACAUCAGGAGGAUAUAUGCAGCAACUCUUCAAGAGACAGCCCCCCAGAGUGUCUUUCCCCGUUCGGCAGGCCUACCAUGAGCCAGUUCGACAUGGAUCGCUUAUGUGAUGAGCACCUGAGAGCAAAGCGGGCCCGGGUUGAGAACAUCAUUCGGGGGAUGAGCCAUUCCCCCAGCGUGGCAUUAAGGGGCAAUGAAAAUGAAAGAGAGAUGGCCCCGCAGUCUGUGAGUCCCCGAGAAAGUUACAGAGAAAACAAACGCAAGCAGAAGCUGCCCCAGCAGCAGCAACAGAGUUUCCAGCAGCUGGUUUCAGCCCGAAAAGAACAGAAGCGAGAGGAGCGCCGACAGCUGAAGCAGCAGCUGGAGGACAUGCAGAAACAGCUGCGCCAGCUGCAGGAGAAGUUCUACCAAAUCUAUGACAGCACCGACUCUGAAAAUGAUGAAGAUGGGAACCUGUCUGAAGACAGCAUGCGCUCGGAGAUCCUGGACGCCAGGGCCCAGGACUCCGUGGGGCGGUCAGACACCGAGAUGUGCGAGCUGGACCCGGGACAGUUCAUCGACCGAGCCCGCGCCCUGAUCAGGGAGCAGGAGCUGGCGGAGAACAAGCCGAAACGUGAAGGCAACAACAAAGAGAGAGAUCAUGGGCCAAACUCCUUACAACCAGAAGGCAAACAUUUGGCCGAGACCUUGAAGCAGGAACUGAACACUGCCAUGUCGCAAGUUGUGGACACUGUGGUCAAAGUCUUUGCAGCCAAACCCUCCCGCCAGGUUCCUCAGGUCUUCCCGCCUCUCCAGAUCCCCCAGGCCAGGUUCGCCGUCAACGGGGAGAACCACAAUUUCCACACCGCCAACCAGCGCCUGCAGUGUUUCGGCGACGUCAUCAUUCCGAACCCUCUGGACACCUUUGGCAACGUGCAGAUGCCCAGUUCCACAGACCAGACGGAAGCACUGCCCCUGGUGGUCCGCAAAAACUCCUCCGAUCAGGCCACCACCGGCCCCCCGGCCGGCGGCCACCACCAGCCCCUGCACCAGUCGCCUCUCUCCGCCACCGCUGGCUUCACCACGUCCACCUUCCGCCACCCCUUCCCCCUUCCCCUGAUGGCCUACCCAUUUCAGAGUCCAUUAGGUGCUCCCUCCGGCUCCUUCUCGGGAAAAGACAGAGCCUCUCCCGAAUCCUUAGACUUAACUAGGGAGACCACGAGUCUGAGGACCAAGAUGUCAUCCCAUCACCUGAGCCACCAUCCUUGUUCACCAGCACACCCGCCCAGCACCGCAGAAGGGCUCUCCCUGUCGCUCAUCAAGUCCGAGUGUGGCGAUCUUCAAGACAUGUCCGAAAUCUCACCGUAUUCGGGAAGUGCAAUGCAGGAAGGAUUGUCACCCAAUCACUUGAAAAAAGCAAAGCUCAUGUUCUUUUAUACCCGUUAUCCCAGCUCAAAUAUGCUGAAGACCUACUUCUCCGAUGUAAAGUUCAACAGAUGCAUUACCUCUCAGCUCAUCAAGUGGUUUAGCAAUUUCCGUGAGUUUUACUACAUUCAGAUGGAGAAGUACGCGCGUCAAGCCAUCAACGAUGGAGUCACCAGUACGGAAGAGCUGUCUAUAACCAGAGACUGUGAGCUCUACAGGGCUCUGAACAUGCACUACAAUAAAGCAAAUGACUUUGAGCAGGUUCCAGAAAGAUUCCUGGAAGUUGCGCAGAUCACAUUACGAGAGUUUUUCAAUGCCAUUAUCGCAGGCAAAGAUGUUGAUCCUUCCUGGAAGAAGGCCAUAUACAAGGUCAUCUGCAAGCUGGAUAGUGAAGUCCCUGAGAUUUUCAAAUCCCCGAACUGCCUACAAGAGCUGCUUCAUGAGUAGAAAUUUCAACAACUCUUUUCGAAUGUAUGAAUAGUAGCAGUCCCCUUUGGAUGUCUAAGUUGUACGUGUCUAGAUUUUGAUUUCCUAUGGAUGUGGAUGGGAGGCAUGGGUAUGUUAUGGAAUCAGCUGGUAGUUCCUCCUCGUCAUCUUGCGCUCAUUUUCUCUUGUUUUCCGUUGCAAGGGGAUGGUUAUUUUCCUUUGGUCUUUAGUUUACUUUUGCCCGAGGCCCUUAACAUUUGGAGACUUUAAAAUAGGGUUAAUUUUCAGGGAAAAAGAACGUUGACGUGUGGAAAUUCUCUAGUCACAAGGAAAGGCAUUUCAAAGAUGCUUCUGCUUGAUCGAUACUUUAUCGCAAAUGGCAGUUGGCAGAGGGAGACCCGUGACACGGCACUGCCCCACCGACGGUGACGUGUGUCUCCUGCUUUUACUGCUAACGAGGCCAGAAAACUCAAUGAAACCACUACGUAAACUUAAAUAUUUUGUUCGGUUUGAACUCCGUAAGUUGUAUUCCUUGUUUACCCCAAAAGGCCAAAUUCCAAAACCAAAAAUAGUCACGGUCAAGCCUUUCCAUAAGAGAAAUGGCGAGUAGGCCCACACGGGUGUACCCGUUUCUUCUGGGGGCAAAGCAAUUCUUCACAAAACUGACUCUUUCGAGAUGAAGCUGGAAAUUCGCACCCGAUCUUCCGGUUACAUCGCUCUUAAGAGUUACAAUCGGUUCUUCGUAAUCAGUGAGUAUAGAUCAUUUUUGAUAGAGAAACACCCCUUUCACAUCAUUUUCUAUUAUCUCACUUCAGAUAUUAAAAGGCACAUACGUUUCAAAUGGACUCUUAAUUUGGUUUAUAUGGUUCAACGAGUUAUUAUGUCUGUUUUAUAUUUAACACUUGUUUCCAAAAGAAAAAAAAAAAAAGCAACAACAACAACAACACUAUCUUCUGAAUACAUUUCUCUAGUAAGGAAUAAAGGACAUCCCAAGUUGACCAUAAAAUUCCUGCCUACAUUAGACUCUUGUUGACAGUGGUGAGCUGACUUGAUCUUCACCACCAAAGAGGAGCCCACGUCAGGAUGACCUCUUUUUUCAUACGCGAUCCCACACUGCCCUGAUGGAUAUCCCAAGUGGUGAUGGUCUAAUGAAGUGUUUCUUCGUUUUAGGGACAGCAUUUUAAAGCAACUGAGAAAGUCUCUUCGAAUUCAGAAGCUAGUACUGACCAAAUCAUGCGAAGCGUGUGUAGGCAGCAUAGGAAAGGUUGGGGUUAACCCAAAAGACGCAAUUUCAGCACACCUAAGAAAGCCGGCUGCUGGUGUGCGUUUUCUUCAAUGGUUCUCCUCUUCUUCCUUUUUUUCUCUUUUUCCAGGUUUUCCGAGGUGUACAGUGUCCCAUACUUGCUUUUAAAAAAGUCCUACGGCAUUCACGCUUGUUUUCCCAGAUGGGUUUUGUGUGCAGAUGCAGUAAGAAUUCCUUGUUCAUUGUAAUAGGCUUUUCCAGACACCCCCCUCCCUCCCCUUAGGGCAUUGGACGUACGCUUAAAAUGACACAGGAACAAACCUGGUAUUUAGAUUAUACUGAACACAAAUACCAUUUUCCCUUAAUUUUCAUAAAAGUUACAUUUGACUCUGGAGAAUGCAGGUUGACCCAUGUGACUAACUAGCUGACCCAAUCGCUGUAAUUUACCAUCAUUUAUAAAUUCUGCUGAUGGACAGGAAUGUAUGGAGGCAAUUACUGUCAGCACAAAGCCUUAAAACCUGCUGACUUUAAAUUAAACAGCACAGUCCUGUGAUGCCCAGCAUCAUUCAGGAGGCUAACGGGCCCUCGCAGUGUGCAGCGACACGGGCUGGAACACCACUGGCUUCUCUCUGCACCCCCAACCAAUGCAUCAUCCAGCUCAUGCUCCCCUACGUAGCACACACCAAGCCAGCAGAUCCAAUUUGCUCCGGUUUGCUUGGGGAAAAAAAUAAAAAAAUGUUUGGAUAAUCAUUGCAUUGGAAUAAAAAGCAAACCAAAAAAAAAAAAAAAAAAUCCAAUCAGCACAAAGUAGGGAAGCAAUCUCAACUUGUGGUCACACUCUUUUGUCUUGCUUCACGUGAAAGAGUAGGAAUUCAUUGUUCACGUCAUGAAACCACUGGGUCUUCGCUGUUCCGUGUAAUUGACAUCAGCAUCGUGUUGCCAUUUACAAGGUAGAAGGCAAAACCGUAGUGUAUUCACCUAUGUAGACAGACUGCUAGCAUCUUCUGAUCUGGGGCAAAUUCAGUAACGAUCCCAGGCUCAUUUGGAUCUUUAGCAUUAUUUUCCCCUGCCUUUCUAAUUUAAGUAGACGGAUUCAGCAAAAGUGUGUGUUCACAACCAACGUUGAUGUGCUUAUCUAUGAUAAUAGCCGCUCGAGGUUCACUGAGGCAUAGAAAUGGUUUCAGAGUAGGAAUUGCAUGAGGUUAAACUCACCUCUUUGUUCGAUCACUUUUGCUUUUGGGUGGUUUUUCCCCUUUUUACGAUCACAAAUCUUGUGCCUCCCAGUGCAUUGGAAAGUGACAAAAGCCUGUCUCUCAAAACUCCUACUUAACGAUUCUGGGUUUGGUUUGGUUUGGUUUGGUUUUUUAAUCAUCAUCUUUCCAAUCUCAGCUCAACUCUCACCAAGUGAAAAUUGGCUACUUGGGAGAAAGUUAACUUUCUAUGAAGGUGGGAGGGACAGUUUACAUAGGAAAAAAGAAGUCUAAAGUGCAUGUUGAAAUACCACAUUACCACUUAUUUUCUGCUAACCCUAAAUUAUUUUUGCAUAUACACUUGAGGUGAUAGUCUGUGCCUAGACCUAAAAUGCACCAGCGGGGGGAUUUUUAAAAAUCCUUCAAAAUACCAGUUUUUUCCCACAAGUACAAUUGUUCUUGUGCCUUCUGUGGCUUUCGAUUUCAUCUUUUUGACUUUAUUUCCAAUUACUACAGCUGCAAUAAACACUAGAUCUUUUUUUUUUUUCUGGCUGUUUGACAUAACGUUGAUAGCUAUGCAUAUUUUGUGUCUUUUUAAAACAAAGCGGGAGAAUACGUUUUUGAAGAAGAGAAUUUUUAGAACAGUUUGAUACCGCAAAUUAUUUUUUCUUCAAUUGUUUGAGCAGCAUUCGAGUUUUGAAAAUUCUUGUAGAAGCCAAUUUUUUGUAACUGUGGUGCAAAUCUUGUGUUUUCUUAGCCUAAUGAAAAGUAGUAUAGAAGCAAUAUUUCAUACCAUGUGCUGUAUAUGUGUGUGCAGGUGUGUGAACACGAGGACACAUACACACAUAUACACACAUGUAAAAAUAUACAUAUAUAUAUGCGUGUGAAGUGGAAAGCUUACCUUUUCCUAUCUAGAUUUAAGGACCUAUUUUAGACAUUUGUUAUGUUUUGUGAAAAGAAUGUUCUAUUUGCAACAACAAAACAUUUAAUUCUUACUGUAUCUCUGGCUGUUUAAUGAGGACGUUUCACAUUAAAUGGUAAAACAACGUGGAAGAUGGUAGAAUGUAGUAAUUAUUUAAGGAAAUGUUCACCCACAUAUUCCUGAAGUUUGCUUUGUGCCUCCGAGUAUUAUUUAAUUCAAGUGUUUUAUGUUUGCAGAAUCUUUGUUGCUGUGCUAGGGAUGUGGGUGAAUAUCAUUUUUAAAAAUGUUAAAAACAACAAAAAAAAGCAAAAUAAAAACACUAAAGCAAGAGGGGAACUUUUAUAAAGCAAUGUAAAUAUUUAACCUCAUGGCUGUUGUUACGUAAGACAUGAGAUUUUAAUAAAUAACUACAUUCUCACAACAUCUGUUGAAUUUAUUAGGAACACUACAGUGACUGUAUAGACAGUUGAAAGCAUUCUUGAAAAUCCUGCUCUCUACUUUUAAAAGAUAACAGUCUCUUUCAUCAGAUGUCAAGGGCAAGGGUAAUGCAGUUUCUGUAAAUUUAUGAAAUUUCUUUUCUAUGUACAUGAAAACACUUAGCAAGUAACCACCACCACACACACACACACACACACACUCUCACACACACAUGCACGUACACAAACAGGUUAAUACUAAGUCAUAGAGCUGAAGAUCUGGGGGCUUUAAAAACAGGAUGUCCCUCAGAAGCAAUCAUACAUUUAUCAAAGAAAACGUGGUUUACUGACUCCCUGAAAGCCGUGUACAUGUGAGGACAGAGCAAAAUCUCUUUGCCCUGUAUAUUAUAGAAUAUUCAUUGGUGUGAAUAGUACAAAUGUUUCCUUCUGGUACAAACUCUGUGUUUGCAAAUUACAAGAAGCAUUGUUUUGAAAAAGCUCCCCUUAAAAGAAUGUAACUGGUUUAUAUGAGUAAGCGGUUACUGCAUUGCACUUAAAUGUUCUGUUGAAGGAAAUGCAGUUUUUUUUCUGUAGAUCUGUUGGUUGUAAACCAUCUAUAAAACUAAAGCUAAAACGUUCAUAUUCAGAGCUGGGAUCAAAACUCGUAUUCAACCUUUGCAUCUUCUCAUAAUCAUCCUUCUAAGAAUAUAGCAGGAUCUGGAAGCGUCUGGACUUUUGAAUCUUUUAACUGAGCCCUCUCUCAAAUCUGACACCCUCUAAAAUGCGCAAACGAGCAGAAAAGGCAAACAGACUGGCCCGCUUUUGUGAAAAGGUAUUCAUUCUGUGUUUUAAAAAUAUUCUAAUCCUCCACAUGGGGAGGGGGGAAACAUUUUCAAAUUGUAUAUUACCACUUCAAGGAUAGAAUUAGAAAAACAUGCAUUUGGGGUUGGUCUCAGCACUACCUACAAGAAUCAAAGGUCAUGGCUUCUCCCGAUGUUGUCCCAGCCACUUCUUAUAUGUAUAUAGUAUAAACCGUGAAAAAACACUGCCUUUAUAUUAUUUAGCAAUAUGUUGUAAAUAGCAUUAUUAAGCUCUUUUUUUGUAAUAAAGACCCUUUGAUUUGAAUAUAGUACAAUAACUGAACUGAUAAAGUCAAUUUUUGAUUUUUUUUUUUUUUAGCUAGAGGCAAUUUCAAUUGUGGAUUUUUGUUGUUGUCUAUUGUUCUGAAGACUUUGCAUAAUUUAUUGGUUUAAUUUAUCCUAAUUUAUUUGAUGAAGGUGUACAAUUUUGUAUUACCAAGGAUGUACUGUAAUAUUAAUUGAUAUGAUUAAAAAAAAUGAGACUCCCUGUCCAUAUUAAAAAGAAAAUAAAAAGGUGCAGUAGACAAUUGAUUUUAAAGUAAAAGUACAAAAAUUUAGUUUGGCAGCUACUAAAUUUUAAAACAGAAAAAGUUGUGGGGGUGGGGUGGGUAGGGGGUUUUACUUUGUGUGUUUUAAGCUUUUGUAUACUCUCCAAACUUUUACCUUUUGCUUUGUACCACUUAAAGGAUACAGUAGUCCAAUUGCCUUGUGUGCCUUCCAUCUUCUCUUAAACUGAAUGUAUGUGCAGUAUAUAUGCAAGCUUGUGCAAAAUAAAAUAUACAUUACAAGCUCA
Messenger RNA from Mustela erminea (ermine), 11565 nucleotides. It is a transcript of the gene PROX1, whose product is annotated as prospero homeobox 1. Gene Ontology annotation, molecular function: RNA polymerase II cis-regulatory region sequence-specific DNA binding; DNA-binding transcription factor activity, RNA polymerase II-specific. Bases 3946 to 6162 code for a protein of 738 amino acids. Gene Ontology annotation, biological process: regulation of transcription by RNA polymerase II. The record is from RefSeq and is a predicted model, not a curated record. Gene Ontology annotation, cellular component: nucleus. Lineage: Eukaryota; Metazoa; Chordata; Mammalia; Carnivora; Mustelidae. The transcript is spliced from 5 exons.